Messenger RNA from Phyllostomus discolor (pale spear-nosed bat), 7164 nucleotides. RefSeq names its product tigger transposable element derived 2 (gene TIGD2). Gene Ontology annotation, cellular component: nucleus. Gene Ontology annotation, molecular function: DNA binding. The record is from RefSeq and is a predicted model, not a curated record. The transcript is spliced from 2 exons. Bases 1314 to 2891 code for a protein of 525 amino acids. NCBI's taxonomy places the organism in Eukaryota, Metazoa, Chordata, Mammalia, Chiroptera, Phyllostomidae.
GCAGGCCCCGCCCGCUCGCCGACAAACGUUCCAGCGGGGGCGCGCGCGUGCACCCUAAUCCCCCGCCUUCCGGCUCCGGCAGCGACGCUCCCUCCUAGCUGCUGCCGCGACCAGUGUCAACCUCCCUCCAGAGACUCCAUUUGCUCUCGGGGCGGGCUGGCCGCAGCGCAGGCAGACGGAGAGCGAUGCCCCCCGCCCGUGGACUGGCGUUCCCUGGGCCGAGCUGCGGCUCGCUCGCCGGCUGGCUGCAGCGGUGACACCCGGUCGCCAGCGGCCACGGACGAACCCGGGCUCCCUCCGCGUGAGCAAAGACGUCCCGCGCUCCGGAGCUCGCCCUUCAGGGAGAGGCCCUCGCUUACACGACUUCACUCUGACCUCUUAAUUUCAGGAGGUUUCGGAGGCUCCGAGUACCUCUACAGCCCCCCCCCACAGGAACUGCAGUACUACUAUUGGCCCAUCGAGGAUCAUCCCCCGCCAGGAUUAUUGUAUAACAUCACCACAGCCGUCCACCCCAUACCCUCUACAAUGAGUCCUGAUUUCCACCAGUGAAGUUUUUUGAUGCUUUCUUGAAUCAUGUAACACCACCUAUUGUCUACCCUUUUCCCUUUCCAGUUGUUAAAUACAUUAGGUAUAAGUUUGUGUCUAUUAACGAGCAAAGUUUUCUGCCUAUCCACUUUCGCCUUAUUUGCACCGCACACUUCUCUCCAGCCUGCCUUACCUUGCUUGCUUAUGAUUUCCAUAACUACUCACUUCGCAUAACCUGUAAUAUCCCUUGUCUGGAAGAGGCAGCAUUCCAUACAAUGCGCUGCCUGAAAGGGAACAGUCAGGGAAUGGGUUUUCCCAUUAUAUUUUCCUAUAUGUCAAGUAUUCAAGUCCUCUCUUAAACUAUUUAUUCUCCAGCACAUUUCUCAAAAUAUUUCCAACUGAACCUUAGUCCUUUAGCAAAUAACUUCACCUGUAAUGGUGGCAUGAAGAAUUGAGUAUGCAAUAAGACUGUUUUUGAGACUUUGCUGGUACAGUAUUGGGUGCAGUUGCCACUGAAACUGUAGUUCAUGAAAAGACCUUAAACUAAAUGAGAAGGAAGAAAGAUAGAAAGGUUCAUUGGAGCUGGUCCUUGUUGAAGGAAUUUCUAAGUUUUAAAACAGCAAAGUGAGAGUCACAGAGGCCUUGCCUGGAAAUUGGCCAGCACACUAUCCAUCUAGACCCUAGGGGGCAGGAGGGAUUUUAAAACCCUGUUUUCUAAUCUCAUUGUGUUUAAGUUUAAGUUGUUAAAUAUCUUGUUCUAGUAAUUGCCUAAAAUAUUGGACAUUAUAAUGUUGGGGAAACGUAAGCGUGUGGUAUUGACAAUUAAGGACAAGCUUGACAUUAUUAAGAAACUUGAGGAGGGCAUAUCUUUCAAAAAACUUUCUGUGGUGUAUGGAAUUGGUGAAUCCACAGUUCGGGACAUUAAAAAGAACAAGGAAAGGAUAAUAAACUAUGCAAACAGUUCAGAUCCUACAAGUGGGGUAUCCAAACGUAAAUCUAUGAAGUCAUCAACAUAUGAGGAACUUGAUAGAGUUAUGAUAGAGUGGUUUAACCAACAGAAAACAGAUGGAAUUCCAGUGUCUGGAACAAUUUGUGCAAAGCAAGCCAAAUUCUUUUUUGAUGCUUUAGGGAUGGAAGGUGAUUUUAAUGCAUCAUCUGGCUGGCUAACUCGAUUUAAGCAGCGCCAUGGUAUUCCCAAGGCUGCUGGUAAAGGAACAAAAUUAAAAGGAGAUGAAACUGCUGCCAGUGAAUUUUGUGGUAACUUUCAGGAAUUUAUUGAAAGAGAGAAUCUGCAACCAGAGCAAAUUUAUGGUGCUGAUCAAACUGGAUUGUUCUGGAAAUGUUUACCACCCAGGACAUUAGUUCUUGAAACUGAGCAAAGUACUUCUGGUUAUAGGUCAAGCAGAGAGAGAAUCAUUAUUAUGUGUUGUGCAAAUGCCACAGGUUUGCACAAACUUAAUCUUUGUGUUGUGGGAAAGGCAAAAAAACCCCGUGCGUUCAAAGGAGCUGACCUUUCAAACCUUCCUGUCACUUAUUUCAGUCAAAAAAGUGCAUGGAUAGAACAUUCUGUUUUCAGACAGUGGUUUGAAAAAUACUUUGUGCCACAGGUACAGAAGCAUUUGAAAUCCAAGGGGCUUCUAGAAAAAGCAGUGCUUCUUUUGGAUUUUCCUCCAGCAUAUCCAAAUGAAGAAUCGUUGAGUUCAGAUGAUGGCAGAAUAAUUGUCAAAUAUCUGCCACCAAAUGUCACAAGUCUAAUUCAACCUAUGAGCCAGGGAAUUCUAGCCAUGGUAAAAAGAUACUACCGAGCAGGACUUCUCCAGAAAUACAUGGAUGAAGGAAUUGAUCCAAAAAUGUUUUGGAAGAACUUGACAGUGUUGGAUGCAAUUUAUGAAGUAUCAAGAGCUUGGAACAUGGUAAAAUCAAGUACCAUAACCAAAGCUUGGAAAAAACUUUUCCCUGGCAAUGAGGAGAAUUCAGGUAUGAACAUUGAUGAAGGAGCCAUUUUAGCAGCUAAUUUGGCAACAGUUUUACAGAAUACAGAAGACUGUGAACACGUUGAUAUUGAGAAUAUUGAUCAGUGGUUUGACUCUCAGAGUAAUAACUCAAGUUGUCAGGUGUUAACUGACAGUGAAGGUGCUGAGGACCAGUCCAAGCCUGCUGAGCAAAGACCUGCUAACAAGACUAGAAAAACAGAAGUGAAUCCAGAGAAGCACAUUAGCCAUAAAUCAGCACUUGAAUGGACUGAAAAUUUACUGGAUUAUCUAGAACAACAAGAUGACAUGCUUCUGUCUGAUAAACUGGUAUUACGGAGGCUGCGAACGAUAAUAAGAAGAAAACAGAAGAUCCAAAAUAACAAAAAUAAUUAAUAAUGCUCUUAAGGGUUUCAGUGUAUUUGAAUCUUUGUGACUAUCUGUAGCAGAGCUUAUCUUGCUUGAAGUGCUAUGAAUUUCAAGGCCAAAUAAAUUUUAUAAAUAAUUUUAGGACUAGAUGCCAUUUUGGAUUACUUAAAUUACUGCUCUUUAAUGUCAAUUCUAGUAAGUGAGCAUUGACAUGUAACUUGUCUGUCUUUGUUUCUAAUCUGUAUUAUGGUAAUUAGAUCAUAAGGUUCCUGAAGCCAGGGAUCUUGUGUCUGUUUUGUGCCUGAAUUUCAUUGUGUCUAACAAAGGACCAUGCACACUAUAGGCAAUCAAUAAAUCUAAAUUAAAUUGAUUUUUAUGACUUUCUAUGAGCUUCAGUUUCCAAGUUGAAAUAUGUUGGAAGUAACUUUCCAUUUCCAUGAUUUUCCAACCUGCUGAAAAUUUUAGAAGUCAGCCAAGGUUAUGCUGAAAGAAUUUCACUGUGAAAGCAGAGAACUAAAGGAAAACAGUAUAAAGCUUUAAAUACAACAUUCUAUACUAACAGUAUGUGGCACUCAGCAAUUCAGAUUGGUCAUCUCUGAGUAUAAUGAAGAAGAAAUGGGUUAAGAUAUCCCUAGGGCUUACAUUUCACUUUUAUUUUCUCUUCAUAGCAGAAAGAAUGCUAAGAAUUCCAAAAAAAAUAGAUUUCAAUUCCCAAGCCAUUAUGAUUAGAAGAGGUAAGGGAAGGUUAAUUUUUAUUAUCUGUUAUUUUGAUCUUUUAUUAGUAUAGAUGUCAACAUUUUUCUCUUGAAUAAGCUAUUUGAUAUUUAUGUAACACUUCUAAGCCUAUAAAGUAUGUCACUUUUCUCAGCCUAUUUUUUUCUGUGAGAAAUACUGAGAAUAUAAGCAUCAGGUACGUUGUGGAACCAUCUCAUGAACAAUGGGCUGACAUUAAAUAGAACAGAAAGGCAUUGUUGAACAGCCAUGUGACCAUGGGCUAGUUACUUAAUCUCUCUGUAAAAUAGGAAUACCUGUCCUGGAGAGGUUUUGUGAGGAGUAAAUUAGUUAAUAUAUGGAUUUUAAGUGACAUGGGUUUAGAUCAGGUCCUGACUCAGAAUUAAGUCCUCUUUGAGUGUUAGCUACUGCAGAGUUGUACAAAUUAGGAGUUUCAGAAGUGUGCUGAACUGAUCAAGAGUGUGACUCAACUGUGCUGUUGCUGCAUUAGGAAAACCAUUUAGAGAUGGACGUGAAAUCAAAGAGAUACAAGUAGUUAGUUUUUGUUGAAAUACAGUAAUAUUUAUUGCAGUGGAAAAUGAAAGGUUAAGUAUCAUUUCAUGACCACCUACUGCUAGGUACAGUGUGGUAUGCAGGUAUGUGUAAGACAUCUUAGGUUGAAUUAUAAAAAAUGGGAAUGGAAUUAUAAUUUCUUUGCUCCUGCUAAUAAAUAAAUAGAUAUUGGCUUUGUUCAUAAAAGAGAACCUAUGUUAUUAAUAUUGACACAAUUUAAGUAACAAAGUACCUUUAAAGUAGGUGAGGUAGCAGUAAGCAGAACACUUGAAAUAUUUUAUCAAACUAAACUAACACAUGAAUCAGUAGAAAAUCAAAGCAAAUGAAAUGUCACAGGAGACCCUGGUCAUAGUAAUUAGACCAAGCCAUAUAUAGGCAUACCUCAAAGAUAUUUUGGGUUUGGUUCCAGACCAGCACCAUAAAAUGAGUAUAACAAUAAAGUGAGUUGUAAUACAAUGUUUUUGCUGGUGGAGGGUUCUGCCUUCAGUUUGUAAAAAAUGCAAAAUCUGUGAAGCACAGUAAAAUGAAUCUCAAUAAAUGAGCUAUGCCUGUAUUUAAAUACUGCUUUGCUUUUCACAGAGCUUUUUGCAUUUUUUUCAAAAACUUCUUAAACUUACUUCAAUCAUGACAUUGGAAUGAUUUGAUGCAGUGUUUUAUCAUAAAUGUAGUAAACUAAUUCCAUAAUUGUAAUACAGUCCUUCCACAUCCAGGUAUUAUACUACAUGAAUUAUAUCUGUAGGAAGAUGAAUUGUGUGAUCUUAGGUUACCACAUGCUCCUUGUAUGUAUCCGAGUUUGAGAAGCUCAGAAAUACUGUGCUUUGACUUGACUGCAUGCACCUUAAAGAAGAUAUCCACAAGUUCUGGCAUUUGGUUACCAUUGAUAAAAGUGCAUUUUUUUUAGAGGAUUUGAAAACUAACAUCUCAGACCAAAUGGAAAGUGUUUGGCAACUAUAAAAAAAUUGUGUAAUGGUAUUUACUAUUUUAUAGUUCAAUCUCAGAGUAAUGCAGGGGUUGAGUGGGAAAUUUUGAGUGCUCAAUAAAGAAUGGAGUCGGCAGGACCAAGAUCAGUAACCUCAGUCAAUCUAAGUAGAAUAGUAAUAUCAUAAUGAUGCUCUUGUCCUGGGAGGUUCAUAGUGGGCUAAAAGGCAGAGCUGACAUGAAGCAGGAUGUAGUAACUUAGGUCACAGGCUCAGAGGCACUCUGCGUCCAGUGAUGUGGCUAGAGCCCUACACAGAGUACUACAAAUCAGAGCUAGGAUCUGACUCCAAAUUUAGCCCCCUGCAGGAUGGGCUCUGUCCACUUAUCACCUUAGUAUUUUCACAAAGUUGACCUUUCUCAUUCAAAUAUAUACUUCACUUCGUAAGCAAUAAUAUCUGCAACAUCACAGGUCUUAUGUGCCAAUUAUUUUUUUUUGUUCAAGUUAAAUAUUAAAUUUUUUUUUACAACUUGACUAUCUGUAACCUAAAAUCAUCUUGCAUACCUCAUUGCAUACCACUUUGAGAAAUAGCAAGCAGGAGUAGGUGGUUGAAGGCUACCAAGAUUACAAUACAAACACCAGCCUCUGCUUUCUCCCUGGAUAACUGGCAGCUUUUUGGGCUGCUCUGAGUCUCAGAAUCUUCAAAUGUGAAAGGGUGGCUGGUCAAAGUGACACAUUCCAAACAAACACCAAUCAUUAAGCCAACCCAAUGGCUAUUCAUUGAGAAUCCUUGGUCUCCAGACUUGGCCUGGGAAAUGAGUUACAACCCUUUCUUAGAAAAGCUCUGAUCAGAUCUCCAGGGGGCUUGGGCACCCCUGUUGAGGUCUAGGGCACGGCUUUAUCAAUGGGGAUGCUGUGUCUGCACACAGGAGAGAGCAGUUCUGAGUCCUCCUGCCCUGAGCACUGCCCCCACUAUGCCCUAAGACUACAGUGUGUGCUGUCAGUCAUCACAGGGGCCCAUCCAUUUAAAAAAAAGGUGGGGGGGGGAGCAGGUGGGGCCUGUUCUACCUGCAGUUUGGGAUAACUGGGCUCAAAGAGAAAUGGGUUCUUCCAGGAAGCUGAAGGCAUACUUGUGAAAUAAUGAGCUCAUAUCCCAAAAGUAGAAAUGCAAACUGCCUGUGUAGAAAUGCAGUGGGGAAAUGGAGGAGCAGACUUGCACCCAGUCACCAAGCAGCACCGGCAGUACUGGCAGCACUGUCCACAUCUAACUGAUGUGUCCUGGUUUGCCCAGCAAUGUCCUGGUUUCCAUUGCUUGUCCCAAAGUGUUAUAGUGUCCCUUUUACUCUCAGAUGUUCCAGUUUAGCAGAGCAAUUAAACGGUUUCCCUACCAGUGAUCCAGAGAAGGGAGUUGAUCUGCUCAAAUUCAUACAGUCAACAGGGGCCAAAAAUGGAGUAAAAAUUACUUCUCUCAGACUCAGAAAUGUGGCCCAGUGACCAAGGGCAUGAGCUUCCAUCAGAUAGUGAGCCUCUACGGGCUAGUCUGCAAUCUUGAUCCUAGAGCCUAACACAACACCUGCAUCCUCAACACAGGUGGGAGGUCCCUUAUUGAAAUUUUGUCUCUCCAAGAGCACAAUGAAUGUUCCCAGUUCGUGUGCUGAAUGUUGGCUAUGUGCCAGGCAUGGUGCUGGUUCUGCAAGUCAGUGUCUAAUUUGUGACCCUCCACGCCAGUCCUGUGAACUGUGGUACUUCACCCAUUUCAGAGGGAGCCUCCAAAGGGAACUGGCAGAGACAACAAGACAUUCUUGUCUGAGACAAGGCCAGAGAUCUCAGCCCUUGCAGGAGGCUGUAGUCAUUUUCUGCUCUCCCAUGGGCAUCUAAGCUGUAGGAAUCCAUGAGGCACUCAGCCAAGGCCUUCUUUAAAACCACUUUUAGCAACCAGCAAUGUUUUAGGUGUAACUCCAGAGAAUGCUUCCACCAGCGUUAUUCCCCAGGCAUCUGAAUAUCACCGUAAACCUAUCAGGCUCAGAAAAUCCUUGAAUGAAGCUCCAUGCAACUGAUAGGCACAGCCAUUAUGAAGGCGUCUUGUAGUUCCCUUUUGAU